AUGAGUGGCCGGACCCGGAAGGAGAUGUCUGAUACUCACAGCAGCCCUCUUCUGGCAGAGCCUCUUUCCAGCAGAUACAAACUCUACGAGUCAGGGUUAACCAGCCCUAGCUGGCCCUCCAGCCCCCAGGAUACACACCCAGCCCUGCCCCUCCUGGAAAUGCCUGAAGAAAAGGAUCUCAGGUCAUCCAAUGAAGAAAGCCACAUCGUGAAAAUUGAAAAGCCCCAUGAAAGAAGUAAAAGGAGAGAAAGCAGAGCCGUCCCCCGGGGCUCUGCAGGAAGCAGGGGCAUCAGCCUCUUCCAAGCAGUGGGCUACCUCACGGGCGAAAUGAAGGAGUGCCGGAGCUGGCUGAAAGAUAAGCCGCUGGCCCUCCAGUUCACAGACUGGGUCCUGAGGGGGGCUGCUCAGGUGAUGUUCGUCAACAACCCUCUCAGUGGGUUCAUCAUCUUCAUUGGGCUCCUGAUCCAGAAUCCCUGGUGGACAAUUUCUGGGGGUCUGGGGGCAGUGGUCUCAACCUUAACUGCCCUCGCCUUGAGCCAGGACAGGUCCGCUAUCGCCUCCGGACUCCACGGGUACAAUGGGAUGCUGGUUGGACUGCUGAUGGCCGUGUUCUCCAAGAAGUUUGACUAUUACUGGUGGCUUCUGUUUCCUGUGACCUUCACCGCCAUGGCCUGCCCAAUUCUUUCUAGCGCCUUGAAUUCUAUCUUCAGCAAGUGGGACCUCCCAGUCUUUACGCUGCCCUUCAACAUCGCAGUGACCCUGUACCUGGCAGCCACAGGCCACUACAAUCUCUUCUUCCCUACAACACUGAUAGAGCCCGUGUCUUCAGUGCCCAACAUCACCUGGACAGAGAUAGAAGUGCCCUUGCUGCUACAAGCCAUCCCCGUCGGGAUCGGUCAGGUGUAUGGCUGCGACAAUCCCUGGACGGGUGGCGUGUUCCUGGUGGCUCUGUUCAUCUGCUCACCACUCAUCUGUUUGCAUGCAGCCAUUGGCUCAAUUGUGGGGAUGUUAGCAGCCCUGACAGUGGCCACGCCCUUCGAGAUGAUCUACAUGGGCCUCUGGAGCUACAACUGCGUCCUCUCCUGCAUCGCCAUCGGAGGCAUGUUCUACGCACUCACCUGGCAGACCCACGUGCUGGCCCUCGUCUGCACCCUGUUCUGCGCGUACAUGGGAGCAGCCCUCUCCAACAUAAUGGCAGUGGUUGGCGUGCCACCAGGCACCUGGGCCUUCUGCCUCUCCACCCUCAUCUUCCUGCUCCUGACAACCAACAACCCCGCCAUCUACAAGCUGCCCCUCAGCAAAGUCACCUACCCAGAGGCCAACCGCAUCUAUUACCUGACAGUGAAAAGCAGUGAAGAAGAGAAGUCCCCCAGUGGCGGUGGUGGGGAGCCACCAGUCACGACAAGCCCCAAGGCCGAUGAGGGCUCAGAGGCCGUGCUGCCCAAGCCCAGGAGUGUGUUCCACAUCGAGUGGUCAUCCAUUCGGAGGAGGAGCAAAGUGUUUGGGAAAGGCGAACACCAGGAGAGACAAACUAAAGACCCUUUCCCCUAUCAAUACCGGAAGCCCACGGUUGAGUUGCUGGACCUGGACGCCAUGGAGGAGAGCUCAGAGAUAAAGGCAGCCUCGAGCAGUUCCAGAGCAGCCUGGAUCCAAGGUUACCUGGCAGCCUACGGGAGAAGGGUCAGCAAAGCCCUCAGCUACGUCACGGGAGAGAUGAAGGAGUGCGGAGAGGGGCUUAAAGACAAAUCCCCGGUGUUUCAGUUCCUCGACUGGGUCCUCCGGGGGACAUCUCAGGUGAUGUUUGUGAACAACCCCCUCAGUGGCAUCCUCAUCGUCCUCGGCCUCUUCGUCCAGAACCCCUGGUGGGCCAUCUCAGGCUGCUUGGGCACCAUUGUGUCCACUCUGACAGCCCUCGUCCUCAGUCAGGACAAAUCGGCCAUCGCAGCAGGACUGCAGGGCUACAACGGGGUGCUGGUGGGGCUGCUGAUGGCUGUCUUCUCAGACAAAGGCGACUAUUAUUGGUGGCUCUUGCUCCCUGUCAUCAUGAUGUCCAUGUCUUGCCCCAUCCUCUCCAGCGCCCUGGGCACCAUCUUCAGCAAGUGGGACCUCCCGGUGUUCACGCUGCCCUUCAACAUCACGGUGACCCUGUACCUGGCAGCCACAGGACACUACAACCUCUUCUUCCCCACGACGCUGCUGCAGCCUGCCUCCUCUGUGCCCAACAUCACCUGGUCGGAGAUCCAAGUGCCUUUGCUUUUGAGAGCCAUCCCUGUUGGAAUCGGCCAAGUGUACGGCUGUGACAACCCCUGGACUGGAGGCAUUUUCCUCAUAGCUUUGUUCAUAGCUUCGCCUCUUAUUUGCUUGCACGCUGCGAUUGGAUCCACCAUGGGGAUGUUAGCAGCUCUCACUCUCGCAACACCCUUUGACUCCAUCUACUUCGGCCUGUGUGGCUUCAACAGCACUCUUGCCUGCAUCGCCAUAGGGGGCAUGUUCUACGUCAUCACCUGGCAGACCCACCUCCUCGCCAUUGCCUGCGCCCUGUUUGCAGCCUACCUGGGUGCUGCCCUGGCUAACGUGUUAUCUGUGUUUGGACUACCACCCUGCACUUGGCCCUUCUGCCUCUCUGCACUAACCUUCCUGCUUCUGACAACCAACAACCCCGCCAUCUACAAGCUUCCACUCAGCAAAGUCACCUACCCAGAGGCCAACCGCAUGUAUUAUCUGUCCCAGGAGAAAAACAGAAGACCAUCAACCAUAACAAAGUACCAGGCCUAUGAUGUCUCCUAA
Molecule: messenger RNA, 2787 nt
Organism: Pteronotus mesoamericanus
Lineage: Eukaryota; Metazoa; Chordata; Mammalia; Chiroptera; Mormoopidae
Gene: SLC14A2
Product: solute carrier family 14 member 2
Exons: 19
Coding region: 1-2787 (928 amino acids)
Biological process (GO): urea transmembrane transport
Cellular component (GO): membrane
Molecular function (GO): urea transmembrane transporter activity
Source: RefSeq, a predicted model, not a curated record